Messenger RNA from Xenia sp. Carnegie-2017, 10224 nucleotides. RefSeq names its product serine/threonine-protein kinase mTOR-like. Gene Ontology annotation, biological process: TOR signaling; negative regulation of macroautophagy; protein phosphorylation. Gene Ontology annotation, cellular component: nucleus; TORC2 complex; TORC1 complex. Lineage: Eukaryota; Metazoa; Cnidaria; Anthozoa; Malacalcyonacea; Xeniidae. Gene Ontology annotation, molecular function: protein binding; protein serine/threonine kinase activity; protein-containing complex binding. The record is from RefSeq and is a predicted model, not a curated record.
AACUUUAUUGAUUUAAUUUAUGAUUAUUAAAUAAGAACAAAGUUAAAGUGGGAGGACGAAAUAGACAAAAACAAUUGACCAAACUGCAUGUAAAAAAAUAUUUAGUAAAGUCAAACAAACAGUCAUUGGCAUAUUUGGGAAAAGCACGAGAAAUUGGCAAAGAAUACGUGGAAACAUUAAUUUUUGUAUUUUGUGAUUUCAGCAUGGCGAUGGUUGAAAGAAGGCCGGUGAAACUUUAAAAUACUUUUUUAGAGGUAUUUUUGAAUAAUUGUGGCAAAAUGGCUCAAGAGAUUAUUGCUGGGUUAAAGUCACGAAUUCCCGAACAAAAAUUUGAGGCCGCAAAGAAACUUCAGCUGUAUGUUUCGACGGAGUUACGCGAGGUGUCUGCAGAACAGGCGACCGCGUUCAUGGAAGAUUUUAUCAUACGUGGUAUAUUUGAAAUGACCAACAGUGCAGACGCUAGCGAUAGAAAAGGUGGAAUUCUUGCCAUAAUGGUGUUAAUUGGUGUCGAUAUAGAAAACGCUACCUUUAUGCCUCGUUUCGCGAAUUAUCUGAGAAAUUUAUUGCCAUCAAAUGAUCCGGUAGUGAUGCAAAUGGCAGCCAGAGCUAUGGGACGAUUAGCUUUAACUGGAGGAACUUAUACUGCAGAUUACGUAGAGUUUGAGCUGAAGCAAGCUUUAGAAUGGCUUGGUGAACGCAACGAAGGCAAACGCCAUGCAGCAGUGUUAGUGCUUAGAGAAAUGGCACUUAAUGCGCCGACAUUUUUUUUCCAGCAUGUGCAACCAUUUUUUGAUAAUAUUUUUGGUGCUGUUCGAGAUCCAAAGCAGGUGAUACGUGAAGGAGCAGUUGAGGCGCUACGUGCCUGUCUGAUCAUUCUAGCCCAACGAGAGAACAAACAAACACAAAAGCAAUCAAGUUACUGUCAGAUUUAUCAACAAGCAAAGAGUGGAUUUGAAGACAGUGCAAGCACAAAAGAAAAAGGAAUGAUGCUAACAAAGGAAGAUAAAGCCCAUGGUUCAUUGUUGCUUUUAAAUGAGCUGCUACGAAUAUCUUGCAUGGAAGGUGAACGUCAUCGUCAAGAGCUUGAAAAUACUUACUCUGAUCAUUCAGAAGAUUUACAAAGUGUUGAAAAAAUUAUUUCAUCAAAAAGUCCCAUGUUUCAACAGGGUAGCUGUCAAUCUCAACAUCAACUGGAUAUGACUUUUAGCGGGAACUCGUUUAAUGAUGCUCAUCACUGCUACAGUCGUAUCUGUAGGGAAUAUCUUGAGGAGAAAUUUGAUGAAAUGUGCCGUCUUGUGUUUCGAUUUCGUAAUCAACGCAACAAUUUGAUUCAACAAGCACUACUUGUUUUGCUUCCGCAGUUGGCAUCCUUCAACCCAACAAAAUUUGUUCACAAAAACUAUCUUAAGGACACCAUCCAGUACUUAUCUGGUGCAUUCAAACGUGAAAAAGAGAGAUCAGCUGCCUUCAAAGCCAAUGGUCUUGUCAUACUGGCUGUGAGGAACCAUAAAACAGAUCUGGAACUGUUAUCCAAGGUGACAUUGGAACAAAUUAGGCAAGCUCUACCUAUGAAAGAUACUGGUCAUAAAUCAAAGAAACAACUUUCUGUUGAUCCCAUGGUGUUUGCAUGCAUCAGCUGUUUGGCAAGAGCAGCUGGUAAAAGUAUUUACAAUCAAUUAAAGGAGUUGCUGCAACCCAUGCUUUCUGUUGGUCUCAGUCCUGCUUUGACUGCAUGUCUUUGUGAUCUUGCACGAGAGUGCACACAGCUUAAGAAAAGCAUCCAAGAUGGUCUACUUACAAUACUUUCACAAAUUUUGAGAAGUCGUUCCUCACGAUCCGCGCAACCAAAGAGUUCAAGUCAACCAGCCACGCCUACAGGAGCUGCUCUAUCUACUGACCAAGUUGAAACUUCAAAUAUUGUCCUUGCUUUGCGGACGCUCGGAUCGUUUGAUUUUGAUGGCCAUCAACUCACGCACAAUAAAUUGAUAAGACAUUGCUCUGAAUCAUUUCUUGCCAGUGAAAAUAAAGACAUAAGAAUGGAGGCUGUUAGAACUUGUUCAAGAUUGUUAUCACCGUCUGUCCAUCCGAUGAUUGUUCCAAAUGCACCAAUGCCAACUGGUCCAAUAAGUCCAGCAUUACAACAGCUUGUCUCAGAAGUUCUUGCCAAACUUCUACUCGUGGGUAUUACGGACGAAGAUCGUGACAUUCGUUUCUGUGUUUUAUCUUCCCUGGAUGAAAGAUUUGAUUCGCAUUUAGCGCAAGCUGAAUGCUUGGAACAGCUUUUCGUUGCUCUAAAUGAUGAAAAAUUCGAGAUUCGUGAAGUUGCUAUAUGUACCAUUGGGCGUCUUAGUGGUCUCAAUCCUGCCUAUAUCAUGCCGACGUUGAGAAAAACACUUAUUCAAAUUCUCACCGAACUCGAAUACAGCGGUGUGGGUAGAAACAAAGAGCAAAGCGCGAAGAUGUUGGGUCAUCUUGUCCGGAAUGCGCACCGUUUGAUCCGUCCGUACAUGAUCUCCAUUUUAAAGGCCCUUAUUCCCAAACUCCAAGACCCUGACCCGAAUGUCGUUAUUAGUGUCUUGUCGGCUGUUGGAGAGCAUGCGCAGGUUUGCGGUACUGAAAUGAAGAGAUGGUUAGAUGAACUCUUUCCCAUCAUCAUACAAAUGUUACAAGAUGCGUCAUCAUUAUCGAAACGUGAAAUAGCUUUGUGGACGUUAGGUCAACUUGUUGAGAGCACCGGAUAUGUCGUAGAACCGUACCAAAAGUAUUCCAAUCUUCUUGAUGUUUUGUUAAAUUUUCUAAAAACAGAGCAAGCGUCGGGUAUCCGUAAAGAAGCCAUUCGCGUUCUAGGUCUUCUCGGUGCCUUGGAUCCGUACAAACACAAACUAAACCAAACUGGCGGUGUUCGUAUUGAUUCUGGCGUUAGUCAAGACACAGGGGAAAGUAACGAAUCUACAGACAAUACAACAAGUGAAAUCUUCGUGACUAUGGGAAGUGGACAACUUGAAGAGUUCUAUCCUUUGGCUGCCAUUAGUGCACUCAUGCGAAUCAUGAGAAAUCCCUCGUUAUCCCAACAACAUCCUAAAGUUAUACAGGCGGUUAGGUUUAUCUUCAAUAGCAUCGGUAUGAAAUGUGUGACGUAUCUUCCACAAGUUAUGCCACCAUAUCUGACAGUUAUUCGAACAUGCGAUCAAUCAUUAAGAGAUUAUGUUUUUCAACAACUUGGAAUGUUGAUCGGUAUCGUGAAGCAGCAUAUUCGUCACUAUCUGGAUGAGAUUUUCGCCCUUAUAAAGGAGUCUUGGACGAUGGACAGUUCGCUUCAAACUCUAAUUCCACUUGUGGAAACAAUAUGCGUCGCAAUGGGUGGUGAAUUUAAGAUGUACCUACCGCAAAUCAUACCACAGAUUUUGAAGGUGUUUAUGCACGAUAGUUCCAAAAAUAGGAUUGAUACACUUAAACUCCUGAAUGCUUUCGAGAAAUUUGGUUCAAGUUUAGAUGAUUAUCUCCACCUGAUGAUUCCACCUGUCGUUAGACUCUUCGAUUCUGGUGACAUUAUGAGUGUUCGUCGAAAGGCUCUUGAGACGAUAGAGAAGUUAUGUCAUCAACUUGAUCUUACAGAUUUCGUAAGUCGUAUUAUUCACGCAAUCGUUCGUACCUUAGAUUCAACGCCGGAACUUCGUGGACCUGCACUUGCAACACUAAUGUCUCUUGUCAAUCAACUUGGUAAGAAGUUUAUACCUUUCAUUCCAAUGGUAAACAAAGUUAUGUUGAAGCACAAGAUCAAUCACAAGAGGUAUGAUGUUACCGUCGCUAGGAUACAACGAGAGUCGACAAUAUCGUUUUGGGAAGAAGAACCAUAUUUUCCGCCAUUACGGUCUGCUCGAAGGUCCCAAAGUUCUGAGUCAACGAGUUCCGUGGACAGCGGUGUGAAAAAGCUUCAAAUGAGUGUUAAUAGUUUACAGAAAGCAUGGUCGUCGGCUCGGUGUGUUUCAAAAGAUGACUGGUUAGAAUGGCUACGACGUCUUAGUCUUGAACUCCUGAGAGAAUCACCGUCAACUCCCUUACGUUCAUGUUGGUCUCUUGCUCAGUCACAUCCACCGCUUGCUAGGGACUUAUUGAAUGCUUCCUUUGUUUCAUGUUGGUGCGAACUUCACGAAGAAAUGCAGGACGAACUUGUGAAAAAUCUCGAGCAUUGCCUUCGAUCCCAAAACAUCCCGGAAGUGACGCAAACAUUGUUGAAUUUAGCCGAGUUCAUGGAACAUACCGAUGUUGCAUCUCUUCCUCUGAGCGACAAACUUUUGGGCGAAUGUGCUUCCAAGUCGCGUGCUUAUGCUAAGGCUUUGCAUUACAAGGAAAAGGAAUUUCAUGACGGUCCAAACACUGAAACACUUGAAUCGUUAAUUAGUAUUAAUAACAAAUUGCAACAACCUGAAGCCGCGUACGGUGUGCUGUCUUAUGCUAUGAAAGAUCAUGGCCCUGAUAUGAAAAUGAAGGAUUUAAAAGUGAAAGAACGCUGGUAUGAAAAGUUGCAUGAAUGGGAAAACGCUUUGCAAGCUUAUCAAAAGAAACUCGAAGAAGAGCCGGAAAACAACGAAUACUCGCUAGGUAAGAUGAGGUGUCUUGAGGCAUUGGGAGAAUGGGGCGAGCUCCACAAAGUUGCAUGUCGUAAAUGGCCGGAUGUGAGUGACGACACGCGUAAAGAUAUGGCUCGCAUGGCAGCUGCAGCAGCCUGGGGACUAGGUAAUUGGGAAAGCAUGGAGGAGUACACUUGUCUUAUUCCGCGGGAAACUUUGGAUGGAGCAUUUCAUCGUGCCGUUAUGGCUCUUCAUCAAGAUCAUUUUCAACAAGCUCAGACUUGCAUAGACGCUGCAAGAGAUGUCUUGGACACGGAGUUGACAGCAAGAGCAGGCGAAAGUUACAAUCGUGCCUAUGGCGCUGUUGUUAAUGCACAAAUGCUGUCUGAACUUGAGGAGAUUAUUCAAUACAAACUCGUUCAAGAACGUCAAGAAACAAUUAAAAUUACCUGGUGGAAUAGACUUCAGGGCUGUCAGAAAGUUGUUGAAGACUGGCAUAAGAUCCUUAAAGUACGAUCGUUGGUCUUGAGUCCACAGGAGGACAUGCAGUCUUGGUUAAAGUUCUCUAGUCUUUGUCGAAAGAGUGGUCAUCUUGCAUUGAGUCAUAAUACAUUGGUAAUGCUUCUUGAUAAAGAUCCAUCGAAGAGCCCUCAUGAUCCUCUACCCACUACAUAUCCCCAAGUUACCUUUGCCUAUAUGAAGUACAUGUUUCGUAAUGGUCAGAAGCAAGAAGCGUUUCAACAUCUUCAACAUUUCGUUAAAACUACUCUACAUCAACAAGCAUUGAAGUCCAUAAGUCCAGAAGAUCAACAAAAGAGGCAAGAAUUACUAAAAUUGUUGGCUAGAGGCUACCUUAAACUCGGUGAUUGGCAAACUGAUCUUGCUGGCUUCAAAGAAGAUACGAUUCCUGUAAUUCUGAAGCAUUACAAAGCGGCUACUGAGAACGAUCAGACUUGGUACAAAGCAUGGCAUCAAUGGGCUUUUAUGAACUUCGAAGCUGUUCUGUAUUAUAAGAAUCGUCAAUAUUUACAAGAAAAUGCAAGUGAUCCUAAAUCACCAACUCAAUCCUCAAAUCCGAUCCUCAGUCAUGCUGUUCCAGCUGUACACGGUUUCUUCAAAUCUAUUGCUUUAUCACGUCCUGGUAACUCGCUUCAAGACACCCUGAGACUGUUAACUCUUGCCUUUGAUUUUGGUCAACUGUCCCAAGUUUACGAUGCGGUUGUGGAGGGAAUGAAAACGAUCGAGAUUGAUACCUGGCUUCAAGUCAUUCCUCAGUUGAUUGCAAGAAUCGACACUCCUCGACAAUUGGUCAGACGGUUGGUCCAGCAGCUAUUGACAGAUAUUGGCAAACAGCAUCCUCAAGCGCUUAUAUAUCCCUUGACUGUUGCUUCAAAGUCUGCAAGUCCAGCUAGACAUAAUGCCGCCAAUGAAAUCUUGAAUAAUAUGUGCGAGCAUAGUCAGGUGUUAGUACAACAAGCUUUGAUGGUCAGUGAAGAGUUGAUUCGCGUCGCCAUCUUGUGGCACGAGCUUUGGCAUGAAGGAUUGGAAGAAGCUUCGCGACUUUAUUUCGGUGAGAAAAAUGUCAAAGGGAUGUUUGCUGUACUCGAGCCGUUACAUGCAAAGAUGGAACGUGGACCACAAACCUUAAAAGAGACGUCGUUUAGCCAGGCACAUGGUCGUGAUUUGAUGGAAGCACAAGAUUGGUGUAAGAAAUACCAAAAGUCCGGCAACGUGAAGGAUCUUACUCAAGCCUGGGAUCUUUACUACCAUGUGUUUCGUAAAAUUGCCAAACAGUUACCUCAGCUUAUAUCUUUAGAAUUACAAUACGUUUCACCGAGACUUCUGAUGUCACGAGAUUUGGAACUAGCUGUUCCCGGAACUUAUGAACCACAUAAACCGGUUAUACAUAUCACUCGAGUUCAUCCAUCUCUCAAUGUUAUAAUAUCAAAACAACGACCAAGAAAGUUGGCCAUAACUGGCAGUAACGGUGCUGAAUUUAUGUUCUUGUUAAAAGGACAUGAAGAUCCACGACAAGAUGAACGUGUUAUGCAACUAUUUGGUCUGGUCAAUACCCUUCUUGACAAGGAUCCUACAACAUCCAAACGUCACCUUAGCAUACAACGUUACUCCGUUAUACCGCUAUCGACGAACUCUGGUCUGAUUGGCUGGGUCCCACAUUGCGAUACUCUCCACGCACUCAUUCGUGAUUAUCGCGAGAAGCAGAAAAUUUUGUUGAAUAUUGAACACAGAAUUAUGUUGAGAAUGGCUCCUGAUUACGAUCGUCUCACUUUAAUACAAAAGGUUGAAGUAUUUGAACAUGCGCUUGCUAACACCAAAGGUGACGACUUGGCCAAGCUUUUAUGGUUAAAGAGCCCAAGUUCAGAAGUUUGGUUUGAUCGCCGCACGAAUUACACCCGUUCGCUGGCAGUUAUGUCAAUGGUUGGUUAUAUCCUGGGUUUAGGUGAUCGCCACCCAUCAAAUCUAAUGUUGGAUCGUCUUACUGGUAAAAUAAUUCAUAUCGAUUUUGGUGACUGCUUUGAAGUUGCGAUGACAAGGGAAAAAUUUCCAGAAAAGAUCCCAUUCCGAUUGACAAGAAUGUUGAUCAACGCUAUGGAAGUUACCGGUAUCGAUGGUAAUUAUCGACUGACAUGUGAACGAGUCAUGAACGUUAUGCGUGAAAACAAGGAUAGUGUCAUGGCUGUUCUCGAGGCAUUUGUGUAUGAUCCUCUUCUUAAUUGGCGUCUUAUGGAUACCGUUCCUAAAGUGAAGAAAUCCAAGGCUCAUUCUGAGUCUAUUGUGGACAGCGGUUCUGAUAUCUUAGAAAGUGGAGAACAUGAAGUUCCCAAUAGAAAGACGACGACGAAUAUUGAACAGUUGCAUUCUAUGGACCAAGGUAAUCACGAGCCUGAGGAAUUAAACAAGAAAGCUGUGUCUAUUAUCAACCGCGUUCGUGACAAGUUGACUGGAAACGACUUUCCAAAUAGAGAGGUGCUAGACGUGAAAACCCAGGUAGAGUUAUUGAUUGACCAAGCAACAUCGUAUGAUAAUCUGUGUCAGGGUUAUAUCGGCUGGUGUCCAUUUUGGUAGCUGAUUUUAACAAAGUACAUGUUUGUCGAUGCUCUCGAGAUUAAAGAGAAAAGUAAGAUGAUCAUACAAAGUAAUAUACAUAAGGUUAAUAAUUUUCAAUUAAAAGUGUGUUAGUUGAUUUAUUGCAUUCAUAAGGUAGAUCUGGUAAUACGUCCAUUGUUAUUGUCUUAGUAUUAUCAACUUAGUCACGUUUAAUGGUAGUGAAUUAGAUUAUAUAGUUGUAAGCAAGAUCCAGUGUUUUUUGUGGGGGUGGGAGAGUGGACAGAAAAUUUCUGUGGCACAGGAAGUCCAAUUUUUCUAUUGCUAUGUGAACAUUUUUGGUUUUUUAUUGGGUUUUUUUAUUAGUUCUCCAAAAAUAAGCCUUAACAAUUUCAAUAAAAAAUUUACAUAGCAGAGAGAGAAAAAUUCGAUUACACCUGCAUUUAAAAUUAUUUAAUGCAUUAAAAUGUUUUGAUGAAGCAAACCAUUUUAGAAAUUCAAUCAAAAAAAGUCAAACUUAGUGUUAUUGAAAGAAAUGUUCAAAAACAUUGAUUAAUUAUUAUGAAUAGACAUGUUGAUAACAGAGAAGGUAAUGAUUUCAGACUUACUUUUAAGAAGGAGAAAUGAGGGACACGGAAGGUGCGUAGAUGACAAUGCGGAACUUUUCCUCAAAUGUGUAUCCCAAGUAUACCCAAACCUCCUCCACCUACAUCCUAACGUUUUUGUCGUAUUUUCCUUGAAAUGAAUUUUUUAAGGAUUUUAGAGACAUGUGAGUAUUUAUUUUGCAGCGUGAUUGCACAAAGUAAUGAUUUUUUUAACACAUAGUUGCAAAGAAAAAGUGUAUGCAAUUUGAAGUCCCGCGUAAGUUAAUCAUGUAUGUAGUUGCUGUAAUCUGUUCAUAUAGUGUUAAUUGCACGAAUUAUACGAAUGAAACUAUAUCUAAAAAGGGUUGUUAGUGUAUUAGUUUGCAUCGCUCAUAACAAUUUGAAGUCAUGUAAACAACAGCUGAAAUUUGUUCUUUCUUCAUUAGAUAUAGAACAUGUUAAAGCAAAUAUUGCGUAUCUUAUUUCGUUAAGUUAGAUAUAUAAUGUAAAAUGUAGAUAACUAUAAAGAUGUAGAUGACUAUUGUAGGUUACUAUAAGUUUUAGUACCUAUUAUACUCAUUGAGGCAGUUGCAAGGGACCUACAUCACAUUGAAGUGAAAAAUGGAUGAUAAAAGUUGUGAAGAAUGAAGAAAUUUUGCUGUUGUACAAACAAAGGUGCUAAAAUGUCUUGGUUCUUUCGGUCGUCGCCAUCAUUAUGAAAAUAUGUUCGUUGUGUUAGCAGACGAUCAAACCUCAAAAAACAAUUAUUGGAGAACAAAAAUAACAGAAUAUCCAAAGGCUAUGCCCUGAUGGUGGUUCGUUGAAUCCAUUGAGUUUUAUAAAGUCCUAUUGGUUAAACUAUGACUGUGCGAUGCAUGGCAUACUGGUAUACAUGAUCUGUGUUUGUUUAAUUUUCAUGUAUUCAGGAGAGUGAAAAGAAUUGAAAAAGUAAGGAUAAAAAAUUGAGAGAUACAAGUCUCCACAUUCUCCAAAAUCCUAAUUUGCUGCAAUUAAACCAUUCAAUGAAUAUAACCAAUGAAACUCCCAAGAUUUUAACACAUGACUAGUUUUGACCAAUUACAUUUCAUGAUUGAUUUAGUCAAACUUUGAUCCUUCCCCGCCAUGUUUAAAAAGAUUUCUUCCUGGCACAGUCCUUAUCGUAUUGAAAAAAGUAUUUCACGAACUCAGCAAACCUGUUUUGGAGAGUUCAAAUUGCCUCGGUGCUGGGCUUUUGCACAAGGAUAUUCACUUCAUCAAUCAAGAAGAAUGUUGAAGCUUGAAAUCAAGACAAGUGUGGAUACACAGGUGUUUGUGGUGGUGAUAGUCGUACAUCAAGUCUCAAGAAAGAUUCGUUGUAAAGGAAGAACUCUUUGGAAUCACCUGUGUAUGAUACAUACAUAAUAAAGCAUGUUACAUCUAAACAGCCCAACCAAAAGGUGAACAGAAAACAACGACAGCAAGUGCAAUGGCAGAACAACGAUGAAAUUGAAUUUGACAAAGUGAGCAUUUGUCGAAAAGAAUUUGGGUAUACAAACCGAUCAACAGCUAGAAGUUUAGAUAAACGUCAACGUUGGGGAAGAAUUUACUGAUAGCUGACAGAUAUUCUCAGUGUGGACUGCACGCAAAUUAUUAACUAUCAAAGCAGAGGCUCUGAUAUUUAUAUUAAGAAUUCGCUUUCCGCCCGGUAUAUCCCUGGUCACAAUUCUGAAGAAACUAUCAAAGCGGAAUUAUUACGAGUUAAAUUACUACGAGUGAACUACGGCAAGUGCCAUUGGGCUGGUAAAGCUAAUAUCGACAGCAGCCGCUAAAAGAAAUCUGCAUGGUUUAGCCGUAAGAAAACGUGCUGCUUUUGGAAGACUUAUUACUUUUCUCUAUCUUUUUCAAAAGAAGACAUAAGUAACUAAAGAUGUUUUGCUAUUGUAUUACCAAACUAACAUUAAUAUAAAUGUAUUUAUUUGUAAUACUUUUUCAGUCUUUAUAUCAACACUCGACUACGAAUAUGA